Messenger RNA from Adineta steineri, 1923 nucleotides. NCBI's taxonomy places the organism in Eukaryota, Metazoa, Rotifera, Eurotatoria, Adinetida, Adinetidae. The record is from the annotation of a GenBank genome assembly.
AUGUGCUGUUUUGGUCUUGUCUUAUUUCUACUUGGAUCUACAAUUGUACUUUCACUAAUUCCAACUUAUUUACCAACUCGACCGUUCUAUGAAGCUUUAUUACCCACUAGUAAACCACAAAAUGUUUUACUUCAAUUAUCUUCAAAUACUAACCUGUUAUCCGGAACAACACUUGAUAUUUCAAAUCAAAAUAUUGUUCAAAAUCAGAUGCAAAAAGCUUUAUCAAAUGAUCAAACAUCUUUUGGUUCGUCAACUAUUCGUAUUCUCAAUGCUACGGUCACAACAUUUUCACGAAGAAAACGACGUCAAACAAAUACUGCAAAUAAUGGAUUAAAUGUAAUUUAUGAAUUAAUAUUUCAUAGAUCAUGUACAAUUAGAUGUCAAACUAAAAUACUUAGUUUAGCUCGUACUAAAUUUGUAUCAUUAUUAAUUACUCUACAAAGUAGUACAUCAACUGCCUCUGAUGAUGAAGUAACAGGCGAUAUUACAAAAAUAUCCGAAUAUUGGGCUAAUAUUCGUCCAUAUAAAGAUAAUGCACCUACAGUCUUUGGUGUGUUAGAUACAGGUUUACCUGAUGAAUGUCAAGUCGAACAAGUUCAUAUAUUACAUCGACAUGCUUCUCGUUAUUUUACAACAGAUGCAUUCGAUGGUGGAAAUAUUCUGCGAUUUGCAACAAAAAUUCUUUCUACUAAUCGUAAUAAUUUCCUAGGUUUACUUUCAUUUCUUAAAACCUGGUCAUUAGACAUAAGUAAUGAUUUACUUGUACCAAGUGGUGCUGCUGAUGGAUAUAAAUCUGGAGUCAAUUUUUGGAAUGAAUAUGGACGUAUUCUAUACAAUGCUCAAUCUGGUCAACCCUAUUAUAAUGCAACUAAUCAAAUAAAACCAUUAGUACGUACUAGCAACGUACAACGAUGUUACGAAACUGUACUUGCCUGGACUUCAGGAUUUUUUGGUCCAUACAAUACAACAGAUAAAUAUUCACUUAUAAAACUUUCUUAUGAUAGCGGAUAUAAUAAUACACUCUAUGGUGCACUUGCUUGUCGUAAUUUAUUUAUACCAUCAGCAUUUACAUUCGAUCAGGAUGCUAUGUAUGCUUAUCUUGCUCCAGUUCUCGCCAAUGCAGCAAAUCGUUUUUCUUCUUAUACAAAUUUAAAUCUAAAUUUUACACAUAUUGAUGUAUUUGCAAUGCAAUCUUUAUGUGCAUAUGAAUAUGUAGCACUGGGUUCAAGUGAUUUUUGUUCAUUAUUUACAAUAAAUGAAUGGCGUGGUUAUGAACAAGCAUUAAAUCUUGCUUUUUAUAAUACAUAUGGACUUGGAAAUGAAACUGGUCGAGCUCAAGGUAUUGGAUAUGUUCAAGAAUUAAUUGCACGAUUAAAUCAUCAAUUAAUUAAUAUAAGUUAUUCAUCUGUUAAUUCAACACUUGAUUCAUCAGAAACAACAUUUCCAUUAGAUCAAUUAUUUUAUUUAGAUAUGUCACAUGAUAAUAAUAUUGCUAGUGUAUUAGCAGCUUUAUCAAUUGAUUAUUUUCGUGAAAAUUUAUCAACAAUAUUUCCUCCUCCAUCAAAUCAACAUUAUCGAGUAUCUCGUAUGACUCCAUUUACAGCUCGAUUAAUUAUAGAAAAAAUUGGAUGUACUUCAUCAGUACCAAUGGCAAUAAAUUCAUCACAUACAGAGUAUUCAUCUUCAUCUGUAUUAAAACCAUAUAAAUUCAUACGAAUGAAAUUAAAUAAUGGAGUUUUACCAUUAGAUACAAUUCGAGGUGGAUUAUGUUCAAUUGGAAGAACAGAUGGUUUGUGUUCAUUAGAUAAUUUUCUUGCUAGUCAAACUAAUGCUAGUGUUAUAGCAAAUUUUAAUUAUGUCUGUUUUGGAAAUUAUACUAUUGAUAGUAAUACGGUUAUUACUGAUGGAACACUUUUCGCAUAA